Messenger RNA from Lasiodiplodia theobromae, 843 nucleotides. RefSeq names its product Phenylacrylic acid decarboxylase protein. Lineage: Eukaryota; Fungi; Ascomycota; Dothideomycetes; Botryosphaeriales; Botryosphaeriaceae. The transcript has a single exon. The record is from RefSeq and is a predicted model, not a curated record. Gene Ontology annotation, molecular function: carboxy-lyase activity. The coding region runs from base 1 to 843 and encodes 280 amino acids.
AUGCACAUGCCAUUUGGAUUUCGCGCAGCCUCUCGUUUUUUGACAAACUCGGCCCCUUUUACCAUUUUUACAAAAGAUGGCCAGCACUUUGCGGCUUCGAGCGUCCUUUCUGCCUCGGGUCGGCGCGCCAUCCACCUGAAGAAGGCCGCGGAAGCGGCGAAGCUCCCGAAUGUCGUCCAACGCAAACGCCGCCUCAUCGUUGGUGCAACAGGAGCAUCUGGUGCUCUGCUUCUCAUCCGUCUGCUCGAGAUCCUCCGCGCCCUGGACGUCGAGACCCACCUCAUAUUCAGCAAAUGGAGCAUCGCCACAAUGCGGUACGAGACGGACGUCCCCAUCGAAUACGUCCAGUCGCUGGCAACACGGGCAUAUGCGGUCAAGGACAUGACCGCGCCACCCUCGUCUGGCAGCUUUCUCCACGACGGCAUGAUCGUCGUGCCUUGUUCGAUGAAGACGCUAGCAGCAGUCCGAGCUGGGUAUUGCGAUGACUUGAUAUCGCGGUCAGCAGACGUGUGUCUGAAGGAGGGGCGCAAGCUUGUUAUGGCGGUGAGGGAGACGCCACUCAGCGCGAUACAUCUAGACAAUAUGGCCUUUCUACAACGGGCCGGAGCAGUCAUCUUCCCGCCCGUACCGGCAUUUUACACCAGGCCAAAGUCGAUCCAGGACAUCGUGGAUCAGAGCGUGGGAAGGAUGCUGGACUCGCUGGACAUCCACGUGGAUACUUUUCACAGAUGGGACGGUGCUCGUAUGUUGACGUCCAAGGCAGCGGAAAGUCAAGCUGAGCAGCAGGCAAACUUCCAGGAGAUUCCAGGCAAACAAGCCAGCAGUCAGUCAGUAGGUCUAUAA